GCUCGGCCGGCGCUGAGGCGGCUGCGCCGCGCUCGGCCGGCCCCCUCUGCCCGCCGCCCUGCUGCCGGAGCCGCGAGGGAGCCAAGGACGGCCGGGCCGCCGCCGCCGCCGCCGCCGUUCCUUCCGCAGUUAGGCCCUCUGUCGCAGCAGCCUACUACAAAAAUUGCCGUUUUCGGGAAGAGCACUUCAGAACUCGCUGAAAGCAUCUGAAGAGGCUAUGGCACUCUGAAUGAAAGGGACCUGGCGGCUCUGCUCGCUUGGGUUUCUGAAGCGCAGCAGGUUGAUGUGGCAGGACGAGACUACAGACCUGGCAUGGAAGUCAAAACUUCAUUUAGCAAAGCCAGUAGAGUUCCUGAAACUGUAUCCACAUUAAUUAACGAAGAAUUUGUCCUGGUUCAUCAGCAGUCAGAGGACUCUUCUGGAAAAGAUGAAAAACCUCAGCUAAAGGUAUUUUCGAAUGGCGAUGAACAGUUGGAGAAGGCGAUGGAAGAGAUACUGAGGGAUUCUGAAAAAGAGCAGAGCAAUGGUACUGCUGACCGGGAAGGUUGUGGUGAUGCCUGCAGCCAUGCGACUGGAGAUACGUCAGCAAGUCAGAUAAAUCAGCCAUCACUGCACCUUGUUUUAGACCCUUCUACUUCAGAAAUCUCUGCACCAAGGCCCUCUUCCCCUACUGAGCCCCCAGAGGAAGACAGCGUAUUGUUUAACAAACUGGCUUAUUUAGGUUGCAUGAAGGUGUCUGCCCCUCGAAAUGAACCAGAAGCAUUACGUGCAAUGGCAACUAUGAAGUCCUCAAGCCAAGCUCCUUUAUCUGUGACACUUUAUGUUCCAAAUAUUCCAGAAGGCUCUGUAAGGAUAAUAGAUCAAUCAAGCAAUGUGGAGAUAGCCUCUUUUCCAAUCUACAAAGUAUUGUUUUGUGUGCGUGGACAAAAUGGGAGUUCAGAGAGCGACUGUUUUGCAUUUACUGAAAGCAGCUGUGGAACAGAAGAGUUCCAGAUUCAUGUUUUCUCUUGUGAGAUUAAAGAGGCAGUUAGCAGAAUUUUAUAUAGUUUCUCAACAGCAUUCAAACGUGCUUCCAAACAAGCAUCUGAUCAUGUUAAGGACUUUGUUCUUCCUACUCCAGACAGUGAUGUGUACACUUUCAGUGUUUCUUUAGAAGUUAAAGAAGAUGAUGGAAAAGGAAAUUUUAGCCCUGUGCCAAAGGAUAGAGAGAAAUUUUAUUUCAAGCUUAAACAGGGAAUUGAGAAGAAAGUAGUGAUUACAGUCCAGCAACUCUCAAAUAAAGAACUGGCCAUUGAGAGAUGCUUUGGCAUGCUACUAAGCCCUGGACGAAAUGUGAAGAACAGUGACAUGUAUUUACUGGACAUGGAAUCCAUGGGAAAAAGUUCUGAUGGGAAGGCUUAUGUAAUUACUGGAAUGUGGAAUCCUAACGUGCCAACGUUUGUAGUACUUAAUGAGGAAACUCCUAAAGAUAAACGUGUAUUCAUGACUGUUGCAGUGGAUAUGGUUGUUACUGAAGUGGUAGAGCCAGUCCGGUUUUUGCUGGAGACUCUUGUGCGUGUGUAUCCUGCUAACGAACGUUUCUGGUAUUUCAGCAGAAAAACUUUCACAGAAACUUUUUACAUGAAGCUAAAACAGUCCGAAGGGAAAAGCCACACAAGCGCUGGAGACGCGAUUUAUGAAGUUGUCAGUUUACAAAGAGAGUCUGCCAGAGAGGAAGAACUGGCCAGCCCAACAAGUGGAGGAGGACCAAUAUCAUCGCAGGAGGAUGAGGCAGAAGAGGAGAGUGAUAAUGAACUCUCCAGUGGCACUGGUGAUGUGUCUAAGGAUUGUCCGGAGAAGAUCUUGUAUUCCUGGGGAGAAUUACUUGGGAGAUGGCAUAAUAAUCUUUUUGUGAGACCGAAAGGAUUAUCUACGCUGGUCAAGAGUGGUGUUCCCGAAGCGCUGAGGGCCGAGGUUUGGCAGUUGCUGGCAGGAUGCCAUGACAACCAGGCGAUGUUGGAGAAAUACAGGCUUCUCAUCACAAUGGAUUCUGCUCAGGAGAGUGUCAUUACCAGAGAUAUUCAUCGUACGUUUCCAGCACAUGAUUAUUUCAAAGAUACAGAAGGAGACGGUCAGGAAUCUCUAUACAAAAUCUGUAAGGCGUAUUCUGUCUACGAUGGAGACAUCGGCUAUUGCCAGGGACAGUCUUUCCUUGCGGCCGUGCUACUUCUUCACAUGCCAGAAGAGCAAGCAUUCUGUGUAUUGGUGAAAAUAAUGUAUGACUACGGCUUGAGGGACCUCUACAGAAAUAACUUUGAAGAUCUCCACUGCAAAUUUUUCCAGCUGGAGAAGUUAAUGCAGGAACAGCUGCCUGACUUGUAUAGCCAUUUCUCAGACCUGAAUUUGGAAGCUCAUAUGUAUGCAUCCCAGUGGUUUCUCACUCUCUUUACUGCCAAGUUUCCGCUCUGCAUGGUCUUCCACAUCAUUGACUUACUACUCUGUGAGGGUCUGAAUGUUAUCUUCCAUGUAGCCUUGGCUCUCUUAAAGACCUCAAAAGAGGACCUUUUACAAGCUGAUUUUGAAGGAGCUUUAAAAUUCUUCAGGGUGCAGUUGCCCAAGAGGUACAGAGCAGAGGAGAACGCUCGGAGGCUGAUGGAGCAAGCCUGCAACAUUAAGGUGCCAACAAAAAAGCUGAAGAAAUAUGAGCGGGAGUACCAAACGAUGCGAGAAAGCCAGCUGCAGCAGGAGGAUCCCAUGGACAGAUACAAGAGGGAGAACCGCAGGCUCCAAGAAGCUAGCAUGAGGCUGGAGCAGGAGAAUGAUGACCUUGCACAUGAACUUGUAACAAGCAAAAUUGCCUUACGGAAUGACUUGGACCAGGCUGAAGACAAAGCAGAUGUUCUGAACAAAGAACUUCUCCUGACCAAACAGAAACUAGUGGAGACUGAGGAAGAGAAACGGAAGCAGGAAGAGGAAACUGCUCAGCUGAAGGAGGUCUUCAGGAAGCAGCUAGAGAAGGCAGAAUCUGAGAUUAAGAAAACCACAGCCAUUAUUGCUGAGUAUAAACAGAUUUGUUCCCAGCUGAGUACCAGGCUGGAAAAACAGCAGGCAGCCAGUAAAGAUGAGCUGGAAGUUGUGAAGGGUAAAGUGAUGGCCUGCAAACACUGCAGUGAGAUUUUCAGUAAGGAGGGAGCACUGAAGGUGCCUGCUGUAAGCAGGGAGAAUCAAGGAAUAGAAACAGAUGAUGAAAAGGAUGCACUCACAAAGCAGCUGAGAGAAAUGGAGCUGGAACUCGCACAGACCAAACUGCAGCUUGUGGAAGCCAAGUGCAAAAUUCAGGAGCUGGAGCACCAGAGAGGAGCCCUUAUGAAUGAGAUCCAAGCUGCCAAAAACUCUUGGUUUAGCAAAACCCUGAACUCUAUCAAAACCGCCACAGGCACACAGCCACCACAGCAGCCUCAGCCACCUCUGCCACCCAAAGAGAGCAGUACAUAGUUCCAGCCAGACCCCUGAUACAAGAGCACAAAGAACAACAUAACUCAAACAAACCCUGGAGGAUUCUUCCAGUGGUCUCUCCUCUUGGGGAAAGGACAAAAGGCAGGAGUGCAGGCUUGAAAUGAAAUUCUUCGGUGUCUUUCAUUCAUUCUGAUGUGACCCUUUUCAAAGGGAAAUAAAAAAGAAAAUCCUGUUUUAUGUUGAAUUCCUAUUUCCCAACUGCCUUGCUGAAAGCCACGUUCUGAUAUCUUCAUAACUUUUACAAUUUAUUUUAUAUGACUAGAUGUUAAAAUUAAUAAAUAAUUCAAAAUUAGGUCUUUAUUACAUGACUAAUUAUUCAAAAUUAUUUUUAUCUUGCAUAAAAGGUUUUUUCUUCUUCUGGAGGAAGAGAGAGAAUGUAAAGUACUGAAGCAUAACCUCUUCACAGAAAGCACAGUGUAAUAAGUACUAGUGUGUGUGUGGGUGUCAAGAAUAACUCAUGCCCUAGGACCAUCUCAGAAUUUUAUUGCUGUGACUGUGUCCUGCAGAAAAGCACUUUUUGUAAAGCUUAGGCCAUAGUAAAGAUAGUCUUGUGCUCUCUUGGCACAAUUGUUCGAGCUUCCCUGAUAAUUUCAUAGUUUUGAUUGUUUUUUUUUUCUUCAGAAAUGCAAGUAGUGCGAUUCCUUAUAGCACUGAGUAGCACUGCUAUUUAAAUGUUAUUUACAGCUGAACUGGAAUUUAACAUAAAAUUAUCUAGUUUCUUUUUUUAAAUUUCAUUUUAUACAAAUUUGAAGACACAAUUCCUUCCACUGGGAGAAAGAGAAAACUAUCUGACAUAUAUUUGAUUUUUUUUUUUUUUUUGGCCAAGAAGCAGAGUACAGACCUUCCAUACUUUUACUUUUCGUGAAUCCUGUGCAAUAAAGGGUAGGUUUUAUGAAUAAAAUUAAUGACAAAGUUUCCCUGGGUCUAUAUUCAAGUUUUGAAUUUGACACAGAAGGGAGAUACUAAAUAAAAAAAAAAGGUUUUUUCUGCACUGGUGAAUAAAACAUCACAGGAACAAGAUCUGUUUGCUCUAAGUGUUUGGUUAGGAAAUGCUACAUUGGUGUGUUACUUAUGUUUAUAAAUACAAAAAUUUUCAAAUGGUAUACAACACCUAGACUUCUCCCAUGGGACAGACUUCUCUGAUGAUUCCCAGAUCUGUCUAGUUGUUUUGUAUCUAUCUCUAAAGUAAGAAAAUUUAAAGGCUUUUGUUUUCACUUAACAUAAAGUGUUUAUAGAAAUACUUAUUUCAUGGAAGAUUAAACUAUUGCUUGAAUUGAUGAGAAUAUUUUUUUAAUUAUAUCCAACACAUCUCUAAGAAGGUCUUGGCAGGUAAAUAUCAUUGCUGGACAAAAGGUUGUGCAUUAAUUUUUCCAUUUACAAAUUGUUCCAGGGACAUUAGCUCUAUUUUGAUUUUUUAUUAUUAUUUUUUAAUUCUAAGGAAUGCCAUAUUUUGUCAGUUUUGUAUAAUAAAAUAUAAUGAAAUUCAUCUUGUGCUUUAUUGUCAAGCAUAAUUGUGAAUUAUUUUCAACAGAGUAGUGCAAAUUUAAUGUUUGUGUGUGCCAAAUGGAUCAUUCCGAAAGGCAGUCAGCUGUUUGAAGUAGAGAUCAAAAUAUAAUCACUAUUCUGACACAACUAUCUUGCAACUUGACAAUGCAGAUUCUAUCUUCUAAGAGUAAGGAGUUAAAAUUCUUGGUCUUUAUAAACUUACUUGCAAGAAUAGUGAUUAUGUGGAAAAAGCAGAAGAAUUUUGUUUUGCCAUUAAAACAAAGAUCUUUUUCUUUCCUCGGUCACUUUCUUGCUAAUAAUAUUUACAUAAAUGUUUCCUUUAUGUGGAAUGUCUAACCCUUGCAUUAUUAUUUCAUUUAUCAGUACCAUUUCACACUUGAAAUAAACUAUGUAAUAAAGUGGAAGUGACAUUUAAGAAUACCUGGUCAACCUCUGAUUGUUAUAUUUGAGUACUGUGUUGAUGACCGACACUGAUGAUUUGAGAAGUGUCCGGAUUUCUCAUUUCAUUUAACUCAACUCAUACUCACAGGUGGAUUUAAAACCUUGGUUGGAAAACUGUAGUAAUAAUCAAUGAUUAAGACCCUGAUUCCCCGAGCAGCUGAGCUAAGGUAACAACUCACUGCUUCUGAAAGAUCUUAUUUUUCCACUAUUUCUUCCACUCGCUGUUCUACAGUCCUGUCCCUCCCUUGUUUUGGCCCAUACUGGAAAUGAUUAGAAAAAAAUUUAGGUGGAUUUGUUUUUGUCUUUUUUGUUUUGUUUUGUUUUUUGACUAAUAAACUUUUUGCCAAGUUAUUGAGUAAACUCAUCUCAAAGGGCCCAAUGAGUACAAGAGAAUGAGGGGAAAAUAGAAGGACUUCCCCGCUUCAUCAAAGAGCUAUGAAGUAUGACACCAUGUCUCAUGGAAUCGUAGCUUUGACAGAUUCUUUGUCAGUGUAGCAGCUCUCUGAAUUUAGAAAUUUCUGUGACAAAAAUGUUUGCUACCUGCUAGCCAUGAUGAGUCUGAACAUCUGAACGAGUGGAAGUUAGCUUUUCUUGUGCCUCACAAGCUUGAGAAGGCAAUGGCUGAAUUAUCUCUCUUGGCAACAACAAAGACAGUAAAUAAUUUUCACCUUUCAUCUGUAGCUGCCAGGGAGUGUUUGUAGCAGAAGCAUUUGUAAAAGUAAUACUUACAUUUGGAAACUGAGUCAUCAUAAAGUUACUGAAGAAUAAGCAAAAUAACUGUGGCUUUUCUAAAGUAAUUCCUGGAUGAUUAAGAAUAGUUCAGAAACUCAGAAAGUAGCAAGAUUGCAGGAUUAAAACAGGCAACCUGAAGUUCUACCUAAAAUUCUACCUGUUGACUGAAUAUACUAUUAUGAUACUAAGUUUCCUAUGAGAUAAAUAUUUGGGUUUUAAUUAGCCCUUUCAGCUGUGGAUGACAGUGCUAAGUGCCUUCUGGAAAUACACACAGAUCCCAGAGUGACUGAUCUAUCUGGGAUAGCUGGCACUGUGUUUGUUUAGAUUUUCAGUAGGAAACUUCAUUGAAUCAAAGUCUAACUGAAACUACUAUGUUCAUGUGGCACUAGAAUAAUUAACAUAGCUCUCAAGCUUAGAGUGAUUUAAAAAAUUUUUUAUCUGAGUCAGUAUCAAACUAUGUG
Molecule: messenger RNA, 6635 nt
Organism: Rhea pennata
Lineage: Eukaryota; Metazoa; Chordata; Aves; Rheiformes; Rheidae
Gene: RABGAP1L
Product: RAB GTPase activating protein 1 like
Exons: 27
Coding region: 313-3474 (1053 amino acids)
Source: RefSeq, a predicted model, not a curated record